This is a messenger RNA of Fusarium proliferatum ET1, 573 nucleotides long. RefSeq lists its product as uncharacterized. NCBI's taxonomy places the organism in Eukaryota, Fungi, Ascomycota, Sordariomycetes, Hypocreales, Nectriaceae. The transcript has a single exon. The record is from RefSeq and is a predicted model, not a curated record. The coding region runs from base 1 to 573 and encodes 190 amino acids.
AUGAAAUACCAGUCCGAGAAGAAGGCCCCGGCUGAAGUUGAGAUGCUGCUCGCCAACCAGGUCGAACCAAUCGGAACGCACAAUCGAUGCGUCCGCUCGGUAACGAUAAAAGCAUUAGCCGGCGCCUCUCUUCUGGUUCUCUGUCUCUGUCUGACGGUUGUAUUCUUCGGGCACUCCUUGGGCGCCAGAUCGGCUAAUGCGGCUCUUGAGUGCGCAUCAAUCGAUGACCCAACCCACGUAUCCACCAACGCGGAUGAUACCACUCUACACGCUAACUGGCGAGUGACCAUCUUUGACGACCAAAGCUGCCGAAGCGGCUACAUGUGGAACAGAGCUAACUACGAUGUCAUUAAUUGCAUCCCUGUUCCCCCUUCAAUUCGCGGACUCCAAUAUCAACGACUGGAUUGGUACCCUGCAUCACCAAAGGAGGAAUUCAAAUUAUGCACCUAUUCUGCAGUAGGCUGUCCACAGAACCGGUUGAUUGCCGCCACAAAGAGACGUGUUAGUUGUGACACUGCUGGUUAUCAUGCGAAGUCUAUGAAGGUCGUGCGAUCGAGUCAGCAGUGCAAUUGA